Dermatophagoides pteronyssinus (European house dust mite) is the source of this 639-nucleotide messenger RNA. Its product is annotated as probable splicing factor, arginine/serine-rich 4. Lineage: Eukaryota; Metazoa; Arthropoda; Arachnida; Sarcoptiformes; Pyroglyphidae. The record is from RefSeq and is a predicted model, not a curated record.
AUGUUUAGUGAAGAGUCGCAGACGGCUGAUAUAAUAGGUCAGGAGGAAACGAACAACACUGACAUUCGUGAACAUUUCGAAUCGCUAGGAGAAAUUAGAGACAUCUAUAUUCCACUCCAUUAUGAAACUCGUGAACCCAGGGGAUUCGCUUUUGUCGAGUUUUUAAAGCGCGAGUCAGCCGAAGCCGCUGUCAAGGAAAUGGACGGAACGACCAUUAAAGACUGCAAGAUCUAUGUACAUAUCGCUAGACAUUCUCGUAAAACGCCCGACGACAUGCGUUCGCGCCGCGGGGGUUACAAUAACCGAGGCGACGACCGCAACGGCAACAGUAGAAGAAGCAACUACUACAACAGUGGCUUUAAACGUCAAGACAACGGAUACAGCCGUGACCGAGGCGAACGAAGUCGCGACCGUAUUGACCGCUCGGAUAGGUCAGACAGGUCCGAAAGACCCGAGAGAUCUGAAAGACCAGACCGUGGAGAGCGAAGUGGCCGUGGACGGGACAGAAACUACAAUAGAGACCGUAGUAGAGACUUCAGAAGCCGCUCCCAACCCUACAACAGUCGCGAAAACAAUUAUAAAGGUUCUCGAUACAACCGUUACAACGACGGCGACGACGACAACAGUAAAGACGAGUAG